AAAUAAGCAGCUAAAUGCCUUAUGAUUAUUUUAGAGAAAUAUAAAUAAAGCUAAAAAAUAUAUGACAGAUAAACGUUUCUGGUAAAUAAUAAACUGAAUUUGAAGAAGAACCUCAGAGCUCAUAUAAAUCUUGAUAGACUAAAUUAAGCCUUACCUAUUGAAACGCAGUGCUAUAAGCGAAAGCAGAGAGCACGCCGCACUUUACUAUACUCAAAAUAUAGCUACUUUGGCUUUCUGAAAUUGAAAUUCUAAUGUGUUAUUUGUUAGAUUAAAUAAAAUGUUUGAAAACAGACAAGAUACCAAUCUCCUACGUAACUCUCUGAUAUCUUCAUCUAAAUGCUUGAAAGAUAUACAAAUAAAUCAAGGAUCCUGCAGCUUAAAAGAUGAAGGUACAGCUGCACAGGUUGUAGCAUCAACAAUCAAUUCUAUGACAAGUAAUUUAUAUGGAAUCAACACUUUUCAUGAGCUUUUUCACCAGCAGCAAAAUAUCAAAAGACGAUGCCAUGCUGUAGUGUUUAUCAACUUGUUAAAGUCUCAAAACAUUUCCUGUCCAGAUGCAGAUAAUUUCUAUCAGACCAAUUUUUUAGAUGUGGAUAAUUUGAAUUGGAGUUAUUACUUGCAACUGAACUUUCUGUGCAACUGGAGUGAAUAUUUCAUCGAAUGUGCUCACCAACUACAGCCUGAUGUCCUUUCAGUUGUUUUAAAAAAACUACUAGAACCACAGUAUGAAGGAGAAUUAAAGUUCUAUGCAUGCCAUUUGGCAUUACAAGCAUCUAUCAGGAAAACACUUGAAAUGCCUUCUUCAUCUGUUGAAAACUCUAAUGCCGAAGUAAACUUUGCGUUUAAUUUCUGCCUUCCACAUUCAUACUCUGAUGAAGAAGAUGGUCACAAAGAUGAAGAAUUCAUCAUUAAAAACUUGGCACCUGAACAUCUUCAACCUAUAUUUGACAUCAUUUUAAAACGCUUAACCAAUGAAUCCGAUCAAAAGUGUGAUAUAUAUUUUAUUAAAGUUGUGCUUCAUGGUGUCAAAACUGUUUUGAAGUUAGUGAAUAAUAUAAGUACGGAUGAAGUAGCAGGAAGUUGUGUUAAAAAACUUAAUCUGUUGGCGCCACUCUUCGUACAAUGCCUCACUGGAGACACUAUGGUAUCUGCUAUUCUUCAAAAUAUGGAAAAACCUUUCCAGUGCUUAGUGGAUUCUGGUUACCAAAUAAUGUCUUGGGAAAUUAAUGAACUUUAUUUAGUCUUUCUUCUACUAAACUUUUUGAAAGAUUUUAAGGCUAAGUCUGUGACUAGCCCAGAAAGCAAAUUAUCAUUAAAUACAGUUUCUAGUUAUUGUAGUGAUUUUCAUACUUACAUGAAGCAAAAUGAUUUAUCUUACAAAACACUUGCUGAUUUGAAUGAGAAAUAUUUGAACAGCUGUAUUAAGAACAAAGAAAAUUAUUAUCUUUUAUUGACAGUCAUUGUGAAACAUCAUUAUCCGUAUGCUUCUCGUGCUGCAGAAUGCCUUCUUUCAAAUCCUCAACUGUGGGAACAAUACAAUGUAAUUAAUUUGUUAGAAGAAAAUAUUACCAUUUUUCAUCCUUUUGAACUGGAGAUUACUUUAGCUGAUGCGAUUGUCAAAACAAAGUCUAAAAAUAUGCAAGAUAGGCUUUUGAGUGUAUUUUACAAACUUCUGUCUCAAGCUACAAAUGAAAUUUAUAAUAAGACUCUUGAAAAUAUACUAAAGAAUUGGGGCUUCUGUGAAUAUUUUAUGACAACCAACUUUGAUGCUCAACUGACCCAGCUGUCACGCAAAACUAUGACGCUUAAAGAGAUUGAAGAGACACUUCUUCCUCUGUUUGUGCAAUCUCCUAAAGUAGUUUUGCAAUUUUUGAUUGAACAAGCCAUGAUGCAAGGUUUAGAUGGAAUGGAAGCUUUAAAAGUGCUGAAAACUAUUCCUAUAGCCUGUGUAUAUGAGUGCCAUGAGGAGCCAGUUGCUCCUUUGAUUACUAUACUAUCUCCUUACUUUGAGCACAAUUUAAGAGCAAAUGAAGCCAAGCAUUUUGUCAUUCUGCUGAAAACUUUAAUGGAGAUGCAAGUUACUGAAGACAUUCUCUCUUUUGAUUCCUUCUUAGAUAAGUGCAUUUUUCCGAAUUCACUUAUUCAAAGUGCUCAAUUCAAUCAGCUUGAAUUUACCCUUGAAUGUUUGCAUGUUGCUUUAGAUAUUCUUAUUAGCAAUGAUGCCCUGGAAAUCGGUAGUGACAAAUAUAUUUCUCUUUUCAAACAUCUGGGUACAAUUUUGUGUUUCUGUAUUGAAAACAACCUUGGAAAGCUUAAAGAAACUGUUGUAGACAUAAUGAAAUUGCUUUCAAAUCAUAAAAAGAAGCCACAGUUAGAUGCUCUUUUUAAUAAUGAGAAUAAAGAUUCCAAACAUCAAUUAUUUGAUGUUGAAAAGGUUCUUAAAUUGUAUAUCAUAAGCAUCUUCUACAAAGAAACAAAUCCAGACCAACAGACUGAUCUACUUAAAUGGAAAAACGAAGUGAUUAAAGAAAAUUUCCAUUAUUUGUGGAUUUGGUGUUGUAUUACCAGCGAUGUUGAUGAUUUUGUAGAUCAUCUUUCAUUCUAUGGACUCUCUUAUGUGGACUUUUUGAAAUAUCUGCCAACGAAUUUCUGGCACUUUACUAGAAGUGAAUGGCUUCAAUCAACAAGAAUAAUUACGUUUUAUCAGUUUUAUCACCUGAAGACAGGAUCUUCAAAUUAUCCAUGGUUAUUACCUAAUAAUAACCCUGACGUCUAUAGUAUUAUUCGAUGUUUAAUCGACGUCUUUACCCUUAUGAUGAAAGAAAAAUCUUUAAAAGAUAUCUUGUACUCCUCUAGUUGUUUAACCAACACAAUAAUGGAUCUCGUGAAAAAGACCACUAAACCAUCUUUGUUAGUAAAUGUUUUCCUGGACAUUUGUUGUGUUUCAUCAUACCUUGAUUCUGAAGUGUUUUUCAUGUUUUCAUCAGUUUUGAUGAGUUUACAAAAACAAUGUCUUUCAAUAUGUGAAGAAGCAGAUAAGAAAGACUAUAUAAUGCUGAUGAAACUGGGUAUCAACAGCAUUCAAAAUGAUGUUGUGGAUAUAGAAUCAUUGAAAGAUAAGUUUUGCCAAUUGUAAAUAAUGUAUUUUUCUAAGAUUAAAUUGCAUUUAAAAAAUA
Messenger RNA from Parasteatoda tepidariorum (common house spider), 3176 nucleotides. RefSeq lists its product as uncharacterized. The record is from RefSeq and is a predicted model, not a curated record. NCBI's taxonomy places the organism in Eukaryota, Metazoa, Arthropoda, Arachnida, Araneae, Theridiidae.